UAAACCACCAUCCCCAGUUGUCGUCACCUAUAAAAUUGUUCUCUGAAACGCGCGCCCGUUUCAGAUAGACUCUGUGAAUGACCGGUCACAUAUUGUUGACUUCUUGUCAUGGCAACAUUACACUUAAUACUUUUGGUAGCAUUACCACUGUGUUAUGCUCAAUUUUCAAUUCAAGGGCCUAGUGAUGGUAGCAGACGUUCUCAGGGUCUUAAAUAUGAUGCACAAAAAGGCAUUCAAUAUGAUGAUCAAUCUGCUUCAUUAGAUACUGGUGACUUUAGUAUACAAGGUGCAUCUGAUGGCAAUUCCAAUUUUAAUAUACAAGGAGCAUCUGAUGGAAAUUCAAAUUUCCAAAUACAAGGAGCAUCUGAUGGAAAUGCCAAUUUCCAAAUACAAGGAGCAUCCGAUGGAAAUGCCAAUUUUCAAAUACAAGGAGCAUCUGAUGGAAAUGCUAAUUUCCAAAUUCAGGGCGCAACUGAUGAUAAUUCAAAUUUUCGAAUUCAAGUACCAACAAAUGGUGAUGAACAAACUCAAAAUACUUAUGGAGGAAAUCGAGGCCCAGGAAAAUCUUUGCAGUAUCAAGAUCCUUCUGGAUUGCAAGUAAAUUGGAAAUCUUAUCAACCAACUGCAAGAGCUCAACAACAGCUACAACAACAACAAGAUGAUUAUGUACCAGCUCCAGUGGCACCACCACGUCGUAAAGGACCAAGAAGACAACAAGUACAGCAACAAGUACAACAACAAGUACAACAACAAGAAGAACCAGAACCAGCUUUAAAAAAUUACAAAGUUUUUGAUAAAGCACCGCCAACAAUAAUGCAAAUUCUUCAGUUCCAACAACAAAUUCCUUAUCUCAAUAGUAUUCCUGAACACUUGAGAUAUGAUUUUCGAAAUGCUGCUGCUGCUAAUGCACCACAAGCUCAAACACAAGAAGAACCUGUUGAAGAAAUUCAACGUCCAUUACGUAAUCGUGAAAAACCACGUGGAUCAGCAAGACAAAAACGACUAGCACAACAAAAAAAUCAACGUCAAAGAAUUGCUACACAGCCACAGUAUGCUGAGCCACAACCACAACUAUCAACAAAUGUUCCAUCACAAAUACAAAAUAUUCUACAGUACCAAGCUAAAAUUCCUUAUCUUAAUCAUAUCCCCGAACAAUGGAGAUAUGAAGCAUUGUUGAAAAAAGAAGGAGCUCAAAUUCAGCCACAAUAUCAACGACAGCCUGAACCUGAACCAAUUCGACACAGUCAAAAAGUUAGACAAAGACGUCAAGCACAAAAACAACAACAACAACAACAAUAUCAAGAACCACAACCCCAUUAUAAUACUAAUGUUCCAUCUCAUCUUCAGCAAAUUUUGAGAUUCCAAUCUCAAGUUCCAUACACCAACGUUAUUCCCGAACAAUUUAGAUAUGAAAAAUUAGCUGCAGCUGCUCAAGGACAUCGUCAAAGACGUCAAGCACCAAAAUAUCAAAGCCAAGUUGAUUUAUCACAGUAUCAAAGAGUAUCUCAGCCAUCAAUUGACACACUUCCAAAGUAUUCAACAAAUUUACCUGGUCCAAUAAAACAAUUACUUCAAUAUCAAUCACAGGCACCUUAUGAUAUUAUUGCCAACAGAAUUAAUUAUAAACUUGACAAGCCAUAUGUGCCUCAGCCAAUUGUUCCAGCUCCAAUUUCACAAAUACCUCAAACUAAUCCACGACCAAUUUACAAGCCAAUUCAACAACAACAACAACAACAGCCAGCUCAACCUAUCUAUCAACAACCACAGCCGCAACCACAAUUACAAUCACAAUUUCAACCAUCACAACAAUUUCCUUAUCAACAGCAACAACCUUUACAACGACCAGUCUAUCAACUUGCUCAAAAUCAAUACAAUGCACCAUCUCAACAACAAAAACAGCAACAGCAGCAGCAGCAAUAUUUACAGGCAGCAUCAACACAACUUCAAAGACCAAUUUAUCAACCAUUUAAUCAAGGUCAAGUUGGCCAAUAUCAACAAAACAAUAAAGCUGUAUUAUCAUCAGCACCACAAUCACAGUUGAUUCGUGCUCAGAACCAUCCCAAUGCCAUUUCUCAAUACAACAAUCAAGCUGGUCUCUAUGGACAACCAGCUAAUAUUAUUCGCCCGGUUACUGAAAAUCAAUAUUAAUUGUCAAUAUUUAGAUACAUAAUUAUUUUAUUAUUAUUGUUAAUUUUAAUGUUUUCUACAAUAUUGUAAAUUUAAUAAAUUUGAUUUAUUUACAUGAAUAUAUAUUUUUGUUAAUGAUAUAUAUAAACGAGGAGAUAGAGGAGGAGGACACAUGUGAUACUGAUAGAAAAAAAAAAAAUAACAGUAUAAAAAUAA
Messenger RNA from Aphidius gifuensis, 2343 nucleotides. RefSeq names its product putative mediator of RNA polymerase II transcription subunit 26. The transcript is spliced from 7 exons. The coding region runs from base 109 to 2148 and encodes 679 amino acids. The record is from RefSeq and is a predicted model, not a curated record. Lineage: Eukaryota; Metazoa; Arthropoda; Insecta; Hymenoptera; Braconidae.